UGCAAGUCGAUCUCCAGAGUGUUAAAGUUUCUGAACUGUCAUUUCGGUCUCUGACGAAUAUCUGUCUUUUUACAGUCCUUUCAGUAAAACACCACAAUACAGCAAGAAGCUUCUGGUACUUUAUUGGAAACUGUUAGCUAUCUGUAAAGCUAGUUUAUGCACACUAGUGAAGGCAGAAUAGUAAAAAGACACAUGGAAAGUCAGCCAAAAGUCGACACGGAAGACUACACUGCUGUCUCUGAUCGCCAAAGUUCAGCCAGCAACGUUGGUGACUUGUGGGAAACGAGCUCGAACAGUUCCAACAACUCACGUGCCAGUCAGCGGUCACACGCCAGUCAGCGGUCACACACCAGUCAGUGGUCUAAUGCAAGCGUUUUGGCUGCUAGAGCACGUGCUAAAGCAGCAGCCGCUCAAGCAAAGGCAUCAUACGCUGAACGAGAAGCAGAGGUGUUAAAAGAAAAGGCCCACAUCAAGGCUGAGGCUACAAAAAAGAAAGCAGAGCUCAGCGCUGACCUCCUCAAAUUGCGUCUACAGAGUGCAGCUGCUGCUGCCAACGCCGAAGCAGAGGUCCUGGAAGCAGCCGCUGGGGAAGAAGGUGGAGAACCCUGGUUUCUAGAAAGCAGCGACAAAGUAGUUGACUCCAUACCAGCUCCACCUCCGCAGACUAUUAAUCGCUCUAAUUACCCUCAAGCUAGCACAGUGACACUUCCAGCAGCUCAGCGAGUGAAAUACAGCGGCGAUAUUGAGCAACAUAAAGAUAAAGAGCAUAACAUAUCAAACAGCGAGAUUAGUGAAUAUGGGUUUCAAGAGCUACCAGUGACGCAUUCUCCACAGUAUGACAUCAGCAGUGGAGCAACUCAUCCUUAUGCCCAAAGCUCGUUCAAAAAUGCCCUUUUCACGUCCCACUCACAGUAUCCUACCCCAGCUACUACAGACCACAGAUUUCAGCAACAUCUAAUGAACCAGUCAGUUCCUUUGCAGCCUAGGCUGACGUCACCACGCCCUGUACCCAGUGCAAACGAGUCCAAUUCCCCAGCCACAUCGGACUUAGCCAAAUAUUUGGUACGCAGAGAGUUGGUCAGCUCAGGGCUCCUGACGUUUGAUGAUAAGCCUGAAAAUUAUUGGGCUUGGAAGGCAUCCUUUUUGAACGCUACAGCAGGUCUCUAUUUAUCCCCAAAAGAAGAGUUAGAUCUCCUCUGCAAGUGGUUAGGCCCCAAAUCAUCAGACCAAGCCAAACGAUUAAGGGCUGUGCACACUUACGAUGCCGCAGCUGGUGUAAAAAUGGUAUGGCAAAGACUGGAAGACAUCUAUGGGUCCCCUGAAGCGAUCGAGAAUGCUCUCCUGAAAAAGUUGGAAGAUUUUCCCAAAAUCGCAAACAGAGAAAACGGCAAGUUAAGGGAGUUAGGUGAUCUCAUCUCAGAGCUUGAUGCUGCCCGGGUAGAUGGAUUCCUGCCUGGUCUGAGUUACCUAGACACGUCCCGGGGCAUCACACCCAUUGUUCAGAAACUCCCAUUUCACCUUCAAGAAAAAUGGAUUACCACAGCAUCUUACUAUAAAGAGCAACACCAUGCUUCAUACCCGCCAUUUCCCGUUUUCGUGAAGUUUGUGUGCGACAAAGCUAAAACUUUAAAUGACCCAAGCUUUGCUCCCUUGCUUUCUACCAGUGGUCCAAGUGUUUGUAGGCCUGAAAGAAUGAUCAAGCCCAAUUUCAAAACCGCAGUAUCUGUUCGAAAAACUGAAAUACUUGCUCCAAAAGGCAAUCGUGAAUCCUCUGACCAAAAGGUGGUUGACCCGGAUAAACUGUGCCCGCUCCACAAUAAACCACAUUCCCUUCGCAAGUGUCGUGGUUUCAGAGCAAAGACUUUGGAUCAGAGGAAAGUCAUUCUGAAAGAAUUGGCCAUUUGUUACAAGUGCUGUUCCUCCGUCAACCACAUGGCAAAAGAUUGCGACGCAAGUGUACAUUGCAAUGAGUGCAAAAGUGACCAACACGUUACCGCACUGCACCCUGGACCACCAACCUGGAAAACGGAAACUCCAGGAUCUGAAUCUCCUAACGUGCAUGGCGGGGAGCAAGCAGAAAGUCCUAUACGCGCCAUUGUCUCCAAAUGUACUGAGGUAUGUGGAAAGGGUAACAGCUCACGCUCAUGCUCCAAAAUCUGCUUAGUAAACAUUUAUCCUGUUGGGCACAAGGAAAAGGCAGUGAAAGCUUAUGUUGUCUUAGACGAGCAAAGCAAUAGGUCUUUAGCAAAAACAGAAUUCUUUGAGAUCUUUAACGUUAACACAGACACCAAAAUUUACACUCUAAAGACUUGUUCAGGCGUAGGAGAGACAAAAGCACGCCAAGCUGACGGGUUCAUUCUGGAGUCUCUUGAUGGCAACACUAGCGUCCGGCUGCCCACAUUAAUCGAGUGCAACAUGCUCCCAGAUGAUCGAUCUGAGAUCCCCACACCGGAGGCUGCAAGACAACACGCUCACCUCAAGCAUUUGGCAGUCAAGAUUCCUGAUUUGGACCCUAAUGCUUCAAUACUGGUCCUCCUUGGUCGGGACAUACCAAGACUGCACAAGGUCAGAGAACAUUACAACGGCCCCCACGAUGCUCCUUACGCCCAACGCCUCGACCUCGGCUGGGUGAUAAUAGGUGAUGUUUGCCUUGGAGGUGCUCAUGUGCCUAGCAAUCUCAGUGUUUACCGCACAUCAGUGUUGAACAAUGGACGCACAUCUCUGUUGGACUCUUGCACCAAUUCAUUCCAUGUUAAAGAAAAGAUUCUGAGCUCUGACGGCCCAUUUAAUUCUGGGAACAUGUGCAGCUUGAUGGACAUAGAUGAAAAUGACUGUCUAACCAACAAAUUGUUCAAGAGAACCCCACAUGAUGACAAACCUGCCAUGUCAGUCGAGGAUGAACUCUUCUUGGAGAUCAUGGAUGAACAAAUGUUCAUGGACGAGUCUAACAGCUGGGUGGCACCACUGCCCUUCAAAACGAAUAGACACAGAUUACCCAACAAUCGAGACCAAGCAGUCAAACGUCUCAACUCACUGCGUCGAGCGCUUGACAAAAAGCCCCAAAUGAAAGAACAUUUCUUGAACUUCAUGGAAAAAAUGUUUGAGUCAGGACAUGCUGAACCCGUUCCGCCACCCACCAAAGAUCAAGAGUGUUGGUACCUACCGUUUUUUGGUGUGUACCAUCCACGCAAACCUGAUCAGAUACGGGUAGUGUUUGAUUCUAGUGCAACUUACAAAGACACGUCUUUGAACGAUGUUUUGUUGAGUGGUCCAGACAUGAACAACACACUUAUUGGGGUCCUUUUGCGCUUCCGAAAAGAACCUGUGGCAAUAACUGCGGACAUACAGCAAAUGUUCUACUGUUUUGUCAUUCGCGAGGACCACCGCGACUUUGUGCGUUUCCUGUGGUACGAAGGUAACGAUCUCACAAGGGCAAUCAGAGAGUACAGGAUGACCGUACAUGUGUUUGGAAAUAGCCCGUCUCCUGCCAUAGCUAUAUAUGGUCUCCGGAGGGCGGCGCUGGCCACACAGGAUGAGUACAGUGAAGAGGCCAAACAGUUUGUCCUUAAAAACUUUUACGUUGAUGAUGGACUGGCUUCUUUUUCUUCAGACGUUAGCGCCAUUCAAACUCUGAAAAGUGCCAAAGAAAUGCUGGCGGACUCUAACAUUCGUUUGCACAAAAUAGCCUCCAAUAACCCAGACGUAAUGGAAGCAUUUCCAUCUGAGGAACGUGCAAAAGAACUGAAAAGUCUUGACCUUGGUGCAGAGCCUCUGCCCUUACAGAGAAGUUUAGGGCUUAACUGGGACUUGCAACAUGACUGUUUCACCUUUCUCGUAUCAAGAGAAGACAAGCCGUUCACAAGAAGAGGCAUCCUUUCUGCUGUUAACAGCUUGUACGAUCCUCUUGGGUUUGCUGCCCCCAUCAUCAUGCAAGGUAAAGCUCUCAUUAGAGAAUUGUGCUCAGAGAACUGUGAAUGGGACACUCAAUUGCCAGCAGAAAAAGAGGCACUAUGGAAAUCUUGGAAAGAUUCGCUUGUAGACCUUGAGAAACUUCAAAUUCCUAGACAGUAUGUGCACACGUCACUGCAAUCUACCUGUCAAAGAGAGUUGUGUGUCUUUGCAGAUGCUUCUACAUCAGCUAUUUCAGCGGUUGCAUACCUCCGAGCCAUAGAUUCUGAAGGUCAAGUCCACGUAGGCUUCUGCAUGGGCAAGUCCAAAUUAGCUCCUAGACAAGUCCACACAGUACCUCGCUUGGAGUUAUGUGCUUCCGUUCUGGCGGUGGAGUUAGCAGACAUGUUGCUGAAUGAACUUGACAUAGAAAUUCACAAUGUGAAGUACUACACUGACAGUCGAGUAGUCUUAGGCUAUAUCAAUAACAUCAGCCGAAGGUUCUAUGUCUACGUAGCAAACCGUGUUGCUCGCAUCAGGAAGUCAUCCGAUCCCAGUCAGUGGCACUUUGUGAGCACGGAAAUUAAUCCUGCCGAUCAUGGAACACGACAUGUGCCAGCUUCCUUAUUGAGUUCUACAAAUUGGUUCACUGGUCCCAACUUCUUGAGGGAAAGAGAUGGAGAGUGUCCUGUGCAGCAGAAUGACUUUCAGCUUGUUGAACCCUCCACGGACAUUGAAGUCCGCCCACAAGUCUCUACGUUUGCAACUACAAUCGUGGCAAAUUCACUCGGGUCACACAGGUUUGAGCGAUUCUCCAGUUGGAAACGCCUCACUCAAGCUAUAGCGAAGCUCAUUGAAAAGGCCAGAUCUAUCUCAAAGGCUACUGAUUCAGAUGAAGCAAAGAUGGACGCUUUAAUUCAAGCAAAGUUAGUCAUUGUCCGAACUGUUCAAGGUGAGUCCUUUGAAGAAGAAUUGAGAACUUUGAACAAAGGCGAGGACAUAAUAAAACACAGCCCAUUGAAGAAUCUCAAUGUGUUUUUGGACAAGGAAGGUCUGCUGCGAGUAGGAGGACGUGUGACUUCUGCUGAAAUAACUCAAGAACAAAGUCAGCCUAUUGUGAUUCCGAAGAAGCAUCACAUUGCUGCCUUGCUGGUCCAGUUCUACCACGAACAGGUUGCGCAUCAAGGCAGACAUAUCACUGAAGGAGCCGUCAGGUCUGCUGGACUGUGGAUCCUUGGAGGAAAAAAGUUGGUUUCAAAUCUACUCAACAAAUGCACAACCUGCCGCAGGUUAAGAGGGAAUGUUCAACAACAAAAAAUGGCAGACCUUCCGGCUGAUCGUCUUUUCCAAUCUCCUCCUUUUACACAUGUCGGAGUAGAUGUGUUUGGACCGUGGAACAUAUGCAUCCGUCGUACAAGAGGUGGAGUGGUAGAAAAUAAACGAUGGGCAGUAAUGUUCACCUGUUUGGUCACACGAGGAGUUCACAUCGAGGUUGUGGAGUCUCUCUCUACUUCAAGUUUCAUAAACGCGCUCAGAAGGUUCCUGGCCAUAAGAGGACCCACCAAACUUUUCCGUUCAGAUUGUGGAACGAACUUUGUAGGAGCAUGCAAGGAGCUUCAGAUAAGUUCAGACCCAGAGCUUCAAUCCUACCUCAAAAAGGAGGCAUGCACUUGGAAGUUUAACCCACCUCACUCUUCUCACAUGGGAGGGGUGUGGGAAAGAAUGAUUGGUGUGGCUCGACGUAUCUUGGAUGCUAUGAUGCUGAAGGUUCAUUCUCCAAAUCUGACUCAUGAAGUACUUGUGACGCUCAUGGCAGAGGUAACAGCCAUAAUGAAUGGUCGUCCAUUAGUACCUGUGUCAUCGGAUCCUCAACAACCUGAUUUACUGACUCCGGCUCUUCUCACUCAGAAAAUCUGUCCCGCUUCUAUUCCUCCUGGGGACUUCGAUCCAAAAGACUUGUACCGGAAGCAAUGGAAACAGGUGAAAAGUCUGGCUAACUCAUUCUGGAAACGAUGGCGAGAAGAGUAUCUUGCUACCCUUCAACCAAGAAGAAAAUGGCAAGCAGAUCAACCAAACUUAGCCAUUGGUGACGUUGUCCUCUUAAAGGACUCUCAGGUCAAAAGAAACGAAUGGCCUACUGGACUUAUUGUGAACACUUAUCCUGGGAGAGAUAAAAGAGUACGUAAAGUAGAUGUCCGCAUAGUUAAAGAAGGUACUCCUAAGGUGUACUCAAGACCUGUUUCGGAAAUUGUGUUAUUAGUAAAGGGUUAAUAGUGUAAUAGUAGUAUUCCAGGCGGGGAGUGUACUGCCCAUUGUGAGAAGAGGUAUUUGGGUUUUGAGUUUCUUGUGUUUUGUCCACUCAGAGUUUCCGUAGCUCAGUUGUUCUCAUAACAUUCCCCCUGCAAGUCGAUCUCCAGAGUGUUAAAGUUUCUGAACUGUCAUUUCGGUCUCUGACGAAUAUCUGUCUUUUUACAGUCCUUUCAGUAAAACACCACAAUACAGCAAGAAGCUUCUGGUACUUUAUUGGAAACUGUUAGCUAUCUGUAAA
This is a messenger RNA of Pimephales promelas (fathead minnow), 6436 nucleotides long. The record is from RefSeq and is a predicted model, not a curated record. NCBI's taxonomy places the organism in Eukaryota, Metazoa, Chordata, Actinopteri, Cypriniformes, Leuciscidae.